AUGGGGACUUUCCAGAGGAAGGAAAAAUCUAAAAUUGAAAGGAUAAGGGUUACAUUAGGAUCAAAGGAGAGCAUUUUACAGAAACAAAACCUCACCUUGGAUGCUUCCAAACACAUUAUAAGAAACCUGGCAAUCCAGUUGGAUAGAAUCACAGCUAAGCUAGAUGAAGUUUUUGGAAAUUCCCAAGCUUACUGUGUAAUUUAUGAUUUAAGCUUGGAUGAAUGUGGAGAUUUUAUUGUCAAAUGGUCUGAAGAGCUGGAAUGUUUGCGGUUAAAAUACAGGAACCACUUAGACAAGAUUUCCAGUGCUGAGCGAUUCAGAAGGAGUUUGGGAUGUCUAAACAUCAGAGAACAUCAAAUUAAGAAACUGACAGAAGCGCAGAAAGAUUUUCACUGGUUUAUUCAUAUUUUGAAGUCACUUCCAAACUCGUCAGUGUGUCAAGAAAGGUGUGCUAAGGCAGAGCUGUUGAAUCUCUACAGACAAUGGAAGAAAGGCCAUCUGAUAAGCAUGCUUCCCAUCAUGGACUUUAUCCUGAAGACACUGCUUAAGGAAAAGGAUUCUUUUUUAGAACGGCAGCUUCAACAUAAGUCAACAUAUAUGGAAACAGAACCUUCUAAGGAGGUGGCGUCCGUUAAUGAACUCACUGCCCGCCAUGUCACGGCCAAGGAGGCCUAUCACGAACCCUCUGCCUGUCCUGCCACGGCCAUGAAGGCCAUUCAUAACUUCCCUGCCACACCUGCCCAAGAACCUGCGCCCACGCCCCCAGAGGUGUCAGCGCAAGCUGUAGAUCCUCCCAUGGGGGUGGCGUCCCAUGAUGAACUCUCUGCCUGCCAUGUCGCAAUCAAGAAGACCAAAGAAAGCAUUCAUAUUAAGAUUGAGAGCUAA
This is a messenger RNA of Labeo rohita (rohu), 885 nucleotides long. RefSeq lists its product as uncharacterized. The coding region runs from base 1 to 885 and encodes 294 amino acids. The record is from RefSeq and is a predicted model, not a curated record. Lineage: Eukaryota; Metazoa; Chordata; Actinopteri; Cypriniformes; Cyprinidae. The transcript is spliced from 9 exons.